AUGGCUGACAAAGACGCCGGAACCCCCCGCGUCUUCCUCUACCGACACGGUGAGACUCUAUGGACGAGAAAUGGCCAGUACACGGGCACCACGGAGCUGGAGCUCACGGAAAGUGGUGAGAAGCAAGUUCGUGCAUCUGGCAAGAUCAUUGUUGGUGCGGGGAAAUUGAUUGAUCCAUCCCACCUGGCCCACGUCUAUAUCAGUCCGCGCCAGCGGGCCAAGAAGACCUACGAGAUUGCAUUCUCGGAUGCGGACCAGCAGCAGCUGAAAGACGCACACAAGGUCUCUGAGACGGACCGGCUGGCCGAAUGGGACUACGGUCUGUAUGAGGGCAUGGUGACUCGUGAUAUCCGAGCCCUGCGCAAGGAGCACGGCCUCGAUACCGAGCGGCCGUGGGAUAUCUGGCGCGACGGCUGUGAGAAUGGAGAAUCCGCGGCAGAGGUCACAGCUCGCCUUGACAAUCUGAUUGCGGAGAUUCGUGCUCUCCACAAAGAUAACAUGCAUGGCGAGAAGCAUUGCGAUGUGGUGCUUGUCGCUCAUGGUCAUCUGCUUCGUGCCUUUACCAAGCGCUGGCUUGGUUAUCCCUUGGAAUUCCCUCUGUCUUUGAUGCUCGAGCCUGGUGCAGUUGGUGUCCUGAGCUAUCAGCACCACAGCAUCGAUGAGCCCGCUUUGUUAGUUGGAUAUGGGUUCCCAGUUCAGCAAUGA
Molecule: messenger RNA, 705 nt
Organism: Penicillium macrosclerotiorum
Lineage: Eukaryota; Fungi; Ascomycota; Eurotiomycetes; Eurotiales; Aspergillaceae
Product: histidine phosphatase family protein
Exons: 4
Coding region: 1-705 (234 amino acids)
Biological process (GO): ribose phosphate biosynthetic process
Molecular function (GO): sedoheptulose-bisphosphatase activity
Source: RefSeq, a predicted model, not a curated record